AUGACUCCCCGAGAUCAUAUGAGAAAGAUGUCUAUACUUGGGGAACAAGGGACGUUGGACGAAAAGCACUUAUACCGAUUAGCAAGUGGCAUGGCAGCAGGAGAACUGCGACAGCGACAAGAAAUGCUAAUGAGAAACCAGAUGAUGGCAGUAAACCCUCAGCUAAUGGGAGCAGGCCAGCAGAGAAUGCAGCCAAUUCCUUCACAGUUUGAACCUCGAUUUGUAGACAGAGAUUUGUUGCCUUCCACUGAAAUGAUGGCACCAGCUGACCCAAGACAGAUCCAUGUAGCUUCCCACCUUGGACCUUCGGUCCCACAACAUGCAAACAUGCCAAACAUAUUGUCCAAUCGGGCUUACCCUGGUCCAGGAUAUAGUUUUCUCCAGCCAGAAUCCAUGGAAGCUGUGGCCAGAAGGCAGGAGUUGGUUCAAAAACAAAAUAUUGCCAGGAUGGAAAUGGAAAUGAGUGCUAUUUUUCAACAAAAAGAAAUUGAGAAAGCACAUCGUAAAGGGCUACUGGGUUUGGAAGCACCUUUCCUCUACCAUGGAAUCCCAACUAGCCCAGUUGCUUUCCGUGGCAGGCACAGACUUCCUGAAGGCCACCUUCCUAGUGACCUAUAUGUUCAUCGAACCACCCUUGAUGACCUUCAUGGCAAUACCAUGCUCAUGGCAACCAGCCCGUAUCCUCCUAUCAGCAGCCUGCAAAGGGAAAGAGGCCGUCGGCCAGGGAGAAGAGCUGGGAAUCACAAAACUAGUGAUUGCAAUGCCAAUGGCGCCAAAAGCCAAGCUGAAGACAAAAAUGCAGACUCUGCUUCCACCACUGCCGAUGAGGAGAAAGAGGACAAGAAAGAAACAGAGCUUGAGAUGCUGAACAAACAUGAGCAAAGCAAAACCCAUGUUGAGCCAUCUGCUACGGCUGUGAAAAGCUGUAAAGAGUAUGAACACAGCCUGAGAAAAAGUUGUGUUACUCAUGAAAUUCCCACUGAAACAAAUGGCUGCAGCAGUGCAAAUGAGAAGGAUCCCAAUAACUCUUGCACAGCCUUUGAUGACAAGUAUCUGUAUCCUUCUGCAAUCCCAUUCUCAGCACUGCCAUAUAGCUUCCCAGUACCCAGCAAUCCAUUACUGCCUCCAGGAGCGCAUGGCCUGAUUUUGAGUGGAGAAGAUAUUUCUUCCAUUGAAGAUAUUCGCAAAUGGACUGUUGAUGAUGUAUACAAUUUUAUUAUUAGCCUUCCAGGUUGUUCAGAUUAUUCACAGAUAUUUAAAGAUCAUGCUAUUGAUGGAGAAACCCUGCCACUACUCACAGAAGAACAUCUGUUGGACACAAUGGGAUUAAAGCUUGGACCAGCACUAAAAAUUCGAUCUCAGGUGUCUCGGCGGCUGGGCAAUGUGUUCUACAUGAUGAAUCUUCCUAUGUCCAUGCCCCUUCCUUCUGCUACAGGCAAACCAUCAGAGCAGCCCUCCGACAUGGCCUCCCCUAUUCACUGCAAUAGCAGUGGUGAUACACUGGGCAGUCCCUGCUCCCAAGACCCAGAAACUUCAAAAACAGUGGAGCAGACUGUUUCGGAAAACAGGGAAAAUCCAUGUGACACAGCUGGAGUCCAGGCUGACUUUCAGAUGAUCAAUUUUCAGAAGAGCUGAGCUGGGUCCAACAUGUACAGUGUUUUCAGUAAUACAGUAGAACCCCUAUGUUACAAAUGGUUUCAAGGAACAUCUGAAACCUUCAUAAAACCAGGGAUGGUGAAAUAACCUCCAAAUGCAGCAGGACUCAGUA
Trachemys scripta elegans is the source of this 1768-nucleotide messenger RNA. RefSeq names its product sterile alpha motif domain containing 7 (gene SAMD7). The record is from RefSeq and is a predicted model, not a curated record. NCBI's taxonomy places the organism in Eukaryota, Metazoa, Chordata, Testudines, Emydidae. Gene Ontology annotation, molecular function: protein binding. The coding region runs from base 1 to 1635 and encodes 544 amino acids. The transcript is spliced from 8 exons.